ACGGUACACUGAGCUUAAUGUAUUAUCUAACUUUUUGCUGAAUCUGGAUAUAAACCUCAACACUUCGGAACUGACAGGACAAACAAUACAAUAAUGAAAUUCACUUCUACUCCACUAGUUCAUCAGUUUCUGGGACCUGUAUUCCUGAAAAACGUAUUUUUAUAGAAGGGGUCUGCUCUCACAUUAGACAUACACUGAUAGGUUGGUGGUUUAAAGGCAUAUGUUUUUGGACUGUAUUUACAUUGACAGACAGUUGAACCAUGGGCACAGAGCGGAGGGAAACACGCUACAGCGUGGACAGAGACCUGCUGGAUGUGAAACGGCUGGAGGAAGCAGCACGAAGAGUGGAAAACGCUGACAACAUGUCACCAUUCAAGUGUCUCAAACAAUCACUGAGGUGUUCAGUGCCCAGGUUAAAGCGCAACAUGGUGAGCUGGUUCCCAGUACUCUACUGGCUCCCCCGGUACUCUCUCUGGGAAUAUGGCAUGUCAGACCUCAUCUCUGGCAUCAGUGUGGGCAUCAUGCACCUGCCUCAGGGGAUGGCAUAUGCACUACUGGCGUCUGUGCCUCCAGUGUUUGGGCUCUACUCCUCUUUCUACCCCUCUCUGAUUUAUUUCAUCUUUGGCACAUCCCGACACAUCUCUAUAGGCACAUUUACGGUGCUCAGCAUCAUGGUGGGCUGUGUGACUGAGCGCCUGGCCCCGGACCACUUCUUCCUUGUCCUGAACGGCACCAACCUGACUGGCGAGGUGGACAUUCAUGCCCGGGAUGCCUACAGAGUCAGCGUGGCAGCCACAACCACUGUCCUGGGAGGAGCCAUCCAGGUGGUUCUGGGCAUGGUGCGGUUUGGCUUUGUGGGCACGUACUUGUCAGAGCCAUUGGUCCGGGCCUACACCACGGCUGCUGCUGUUCACGCAGUGGUGGCUCAGCUCAAAUAUAUCUUCGAUGUUUCACCCAAGCGCUUCAUUGGACCCUUCUCACUGGUGUAUACACUGAUAGACGUGUGCUCCCUGCUGCCUCAGGCGCAUGUGGCCACCGUGUUGGUCAGUCUUGUUUCGUUGACUGUCCUCAUCAUUGCCAAAGAGCUCAACUCCAAAUUCAGCCACAAACUGCCUGUACCCAUUCCAGUGGAGCUAAUCACUAUUGUUCUGGCAACAGUGGUAUCUUACUACGCUGGCCUGAACAGCAGCUCAGGGGUGGAUGUUGUUGGGGAUAUUCCGAGUGGGCUGAAACCCCCCAGUAUGCCAGAUGUCAGCAUUUUCUGGGAGGUGAUUGGCGAUGCCUUCGCUCUGGCCGUGGUGGGCUAUGCCAUCUCCAUCUCCCUGGGCAAGACCUUUGCUCUCAAGCAUGGCUACAAGGUGGACAGCAACCAGGAACUGGUGGCCCUGGGUCUCAGUAAUUCGAUUGGGGGACUCUUCCAGUGCUUUUCUGUUUGCUCCUCCAUGUCCCGCAGCCUGAUACAGGAGACCACAGGGGGCAAGACCCAGAUUGCGGGAGUGGUCUCCUCUGUGAUAGUGCUGGUGACAGUUCUAAAGCUUGGAGCCUUGUUUCAUGAACUGCCCAAGGCGGUCUUGGCAGCUAUCGUCAUUGUCAACCUGAAGGGCAUGUUCCGGCAAUAUUAUGAUAUCUUAACUCUGUGGAGAAGUUGCAAAAUUGACCUGCUGGUAUGGCUGGUUACCUGGAUCUCCACCGUGCUCUGUAAUCUGGAUCUGGGCCUUGCCAUCUCCAUCACCUUUGCGCUGCUGACUGUCAUCUUCAGGACUCAACUCCCAAAGUACUCUGUCCUGGGACAGGUGCCAGGCACAGAGAUAUACUUGGACAUGGAGAUGCACAGAAAGGUGAGAGCAGUCUCAGGCAUAACCAUCUUCCGCUCCUCUGCCACUGUGUACUUUGCCAAUGCUGAGCUCUACCUGGAGGCCCUGAAAGAGAAGAGUGGGCUGAACAUCACCAAAAUGAUCACCUAUAAGAGGAGGCAGGAGGCAAAGCAGAAACGCAGAGAGAGGAGGGCAGAGAGGAGGGCCAAGAGCGAGGCCAGGAGACAGAGGGUAGAUGACAAGACGGGGGAUGGGGGGGAGGUGUUUUCGGUGGAGGAGGAAGCGACGCGUUGGAAGGAGAAAGAAGAGCAGGAGAGCCCAGCAGGGGGUGAGCCGGAGUGGAGCGGCCGGGAGAACGGGACAGUGUUCGUGAUGCCGGCCACGCCCAACACCCUGAGCACGUGGGAGUACCUGAAGUGCGGGGACCCGGACUCAGCCACCCUGGGCUCCACCUCUGAGCUGGACGGUGACACCACCACCCUGGGUUCCAGCUGCGAUGAUACCCUCAGCAGGGACCUGGAGAGGGUGUCUCUGGGUUCUCUGGGCAAGUGGACCUGGGACAUCCAUUCCAUCAUCCUUGACCUCUCCACAGCCAACUUCAUUGACACAGUGGCCAUCAAGACCAUACGAAAUAUCUUUCGGGACUUUGGAGAGAUUGAUGUGGAUGUCUAUAUUGCUAGUUGUCAGGCCUCAGUGGUAGAGCAGCUGGAAAGAGGGGAAUUCUUCAGCCAUUCCAUCACCAAGGGCCACUUGUUUGCCACAGUCCACGAUGCGGUACUCUACUGCCUCAGCCACAGGGGGGCAUCAACAGUGCCCAGCUACGAGUGUGCAGUGACCAUGCAGGGCAAUACCCGGCUGUGACCUGAAGAGGAAGAUUUCCUUCCAGGCUGUGAUUGGACACCCUACUUAUCCAGAUUCACCAGCCACUCCAGAACCACUGCAUGCCUCUUUCCCUACUGGAGAACAGACAAACACACCAGGCUCAGUAGGCCUAUACACAGAUCAGCUGCAGUACUUGACUCAGCACCUUUUAUCGAGAUGAGAGAUAAAAAUAGAAAAAGACAGGGAGAGGGAUGAGAGAAAGAGGGAGACGGAGUAUCUAAGAGAUCUAUAAGUGUGAUCUAAUGGCUGUUACUGGAAAACUCUUCUGACUCAACACACAAACAUGAGUUAUUUAACAGUUAUUUAGGCUUUUCUGUUAUUUUUAGCAUAUUAUCAUUAGACAGAUUUCCUUCCUUCAGCAUUUCUUUGUAAAAUAUUGCUUUCACAUCAGUUUGUAAGAAUAUGAAUUGAACAUCACUCUAUUAACAGAUGAUGCAGGUUUCCUCAGCAUCCACCCUCCCUCUAUUUUAGUGCUGUUUCUGUACCCUUCAUGUGUCUGCUCUGGUGGAGCGGGAGGUGACGGUAGAUGGAAAGACAAGUGUAGGGUGGGGUGAGACAGUCACUGGGAGGUUUCCCCACUCAGCCUGAGUUAUUUUCUAAAAGAAGAACUCACUUAGCUGCCACUCACGUGAUUUUCUGGGACACUGGAACAAUGUCACAUCAACAUCCACAGACUAUUUUUGCUAGAGAGAGGGCUUGCCCCUGCUCUCUAAACAGACCCUGCAAUAGGUGUGUGUGUGUGUAUCUGUUAAGUAUGUUUUGUAUUUGUUUAUAUAUAAACUGACAGAAAGACAAAACAUAUUUGCAUAUUUUUACAAUUAUUAAUCUAAAAUGUAAUUUUGUGUAUAGGUAGUUACCAUUGUUUCACAUGUUCACUAGUGAUUUACAGUAUUGUUUAGGUAAAUGGGCAAAUGGGAAGUCUAUACACUUGUUGGUCUAAAUGCAGCAUGCAUAGCUCUAGUGCCAUUGUACAGCUUUCCCCCAAGGUCAGUAACAGAAACAGAAUGAAUCAUUUUUGUUAUUGUGUAUUCUACUGUAGGAUGAUAUGUUGAAACAGGUAUUAAAAUAAAAUUGUGGAAGACAGGG
Anguilla rostrata (American eel) is the source of this 3782-nucleotide messenger RNA. It is a transcript of the gene slc26a6l1, whose product is annotated as solute carrier family 26 member 6, like. Gene Ontology annotation, biological process: transmembrane transport. Gene Ontology annotation, molecular function: secondary active sulfate transmembrane transporter activity; oxalate transmembrane transporter activity; chloride transmembrane transporter activity. Gene Ontology annotation, cellular component: plasma membrane. The transcript has 19 exons. The record is from RefSeq and is a predicted model, not a curated record. The coding region runs from base 261 to 2675 and encodes 804 amino acids. NCBI's taxonomy places the organism in Eukaryota, Metazoa, Chordata, Actinopteri, Anguilliformes, Anguillidae.